AUGCAGGUCACUCACAACAAACUGGCUGCAAGUGACAACGCCGGUGGGCAGGAAGACCGAUUGGCGUCACGUGCACCGCCCGCAUACUGGAAUCUUCACCUCCACCCUUCAUCUCCUCAGGCCUUCUUCUCGAAAAUGGACGAUCUUUUGACGGCAGUGAAAUCUGUCAGGCGGGAUCCUGAAUUCUCCCUGACACCCGUUACCACAGUCCAGAGCGAGGAUGUCUCAUCAAAACACAACUUUGACCUCGAUAAUCUAUCAGCACGUCACAUCAUAGAUCUACUGAAGUCCAAUCCUGAUCAUGACCAGGUAUUUGCCGCUUUGACAGUUCUUGAUCCUUUCAGCAAAUCCAAAGCCACAAAGGACUUCGACCUCCGAAUUGCCAGUCCUGUCACAGCUCAGAUUCUCCAAGUGUUAGUCAGCACCACGAUUCCAGAUCAUUGGAGAUUGCUGGAUACCAAAGACAGCAAAGGGAAAGAUGCCAAAGCUCGAGCAGCGCUGUUGAGAUGUCUGAGUAACAUCACAGGACUUGGUGCCUUGGUGGCUCAAGUACGACACCUGAUUAACAUUGCCCGCGCUUCCGCCCAAGAAGCUCAGGGUUCGAGCACCCCACUCGUCAUCAAAGACCUGUUAGCUGUCCUCGCUGCUUUGUUAGAACCAAAGGAGUUUUUGCUGCGUCUCUCGACGGAUAUCUCGGCAGUCUCUGGCAACAAGGUUCGGCAGCAAAUUACGUGGAGAGAGCUUGUCUCGCUUGUCGCCGCCAGCAAAAUUCUAUCCACAGCAGCUGAAGCUCUCACUGUUGUUGAUGAAUCGAGUUCUUUAUCGUCGAUAUCCUGGGUGGGGACCGGAUCUCAGUAUGCGUCAUGGCUUGGCCGCAACAUCUCUCACAUGACGUUGAAGCUCGCUCCCGAUAACGAAAGCGACUGGGCCUCGGUGGCUUUGUUGACCGGGCGAGCUCUGAGCCUCGGGUACACCGAUCAAUUGAUCAAAGAGAUUUAUUCGGGUCUGCUUUUUGAGCAAUGCUCGCCGCAGUCUUUUGGCCUCCUCCUCGACCAUCUCAAACAGGCAGAGCAGCUUUCACUUUUAGAAGCAAUCUUCCGUGAUGUUCAGCGGAAGCACUUUUCCGACGAUCUGUCCGGCUCGAUGGGUCAGUCAGCUACCUCUUUGGAGACCAUCAAGGGAGUGGCAGCUUUGUGCUCCCUUCUUAUUUCUAAUCGACCCGACUUGCAAAGCCAUGUUAUUGAAUGGCUCUCAAAAUCGCAAGGCGGUUCAAUUAGCACGUUAGGCUUACGUCGUGCGCUAUUGGCUUCAUUCAGUAGCCAUGCUGAUACGCUGAAGCAACUAGUCCUGCGCAGCCUGGGAGAAUUUGGCGACAAGUUCUCUAUCAAGCAUAUCCCUAUCGUUGUUCAAAAUGCCAUUGCACAAGUGAUCCUUCUUGCCGUAGGGCACCUUCAUCGAUUAGAUCCAGCACGAGUGGUGGAGAUAGGACGCUCAGGAGCAUAUCUCAACGCAGUCUCCAAUCGACUUGCUGCUUCCUCGAACAGAGCACGGCUUUUGGGCAUGAUUGUUGGAACAGGCAUAUCUGAGCUCAUCGAAGAACCAGGUAAGGUUCUCAAAUUCGACCUUGAGGAAAUGCAGAGCGAGGAAGUCAAGUUGUAUCUGAACUUGUCCAAAACCAAGGAUGAGAGCGGCUCGCUCGAAUCCAUCAAGUCGUUGCAAGAAGCGAUUCCAGCAAAGUCAGAACCAACUCGCCCCAGGCCUGCACCAAAGCCGAAGGCACCGUCUUCCCGUCCUCAAACAAGCAAAAUCGUUGCCAUCGAGGAAAUUGAAGACAGCGAUGAGGCUGAAAAUGGAGACGAGGACGAAGAUGAAGAUCUUAUUCCAUAUGAGAAGCCGGACGAUGAUGCAUAUGAUUCCGACGAUGACCCUACGUUGAUCCAACGUAACAAACCAACAGCUCCUGUGUACAUCCGUGAUUUGAUUACUGGCCUACGAGACACGGAGCAUAUCGAGCGUCAUCACCUCGCCAUAACCACAGCUCCAUCACUAAUCCGGCGCAAGAUAGGAUUCGGGACUGAACUUGAGGAGCACAUCUUGGAACUAGCACUCACUAUGGUGGGUCUCCAAAACGACAAUAACCACCCGCAAUUCCAUGAAUCCCGCCUACAAAGCAUGAUUGCAUUAAUCGUGUCCCAGCCACUCAAAAUGGGCCGCUGGUUCACUGCGAUCUACUUCGAUGGAGACAUCUCCCAAGUCCAGAGAUCGGCUGUUCUUACAGCCUUGGGUCUGAGUGCCCGUGAGAUAGCGGGUAAUGGAGAAGAUGACGCCAAAGCGCUUAACCUACCAAGUACUGGCGAUACCUCAUUUCCAUCCAAGAGGCUGCCGCCUGCCCUGGAAGCCUUGUAUCUGGGCCAAAAUGAUUCUCCCAUCGCAACGCUCACCCGAGAAAUGUCUCGCGCAUCCUUGGAGCCACUCGCAGCCAAUGCGGCAGACGCAAUGACCGGCCCAAACGCUCUCAAAGUGCGCACCUUCUCAUCGCGCAUGGAAGUCGAGAAGAAACGCCAGCAGCGUGAUGCCAAACGCCAAAAUGCCACAGUAAAGGAUCUACACAAAGUGCUUGCUGAAGGAUUCUUCUUCCCAAUGCAAGGCAGAUUCGAAAUGAUGAUGCUGCAAUUCUCAUCCUCCUCCUCCCCUUCCUACAAUCCAUUCUUCAUCCCCCACCUCCUAACCCUCUUCCUUCAAACACUAUCUCUUAUCCUCUCGACGACAGGCCCCCACACCCCCUUCCUCCCAGGUCUAACCCACGAAACCCUCUCCCUCCUCUUAUCCCUCCACACAGCAGCAGCAUCCAACGAGCCCACCGUAACUGCGGCACUCCUUUCUCUCUUCCUCGCCAUAGUCGAUCUGAACAUCGCAUCUGGCUCGAACGGCGAGGAACGUCUGGUUACACAGUAUGCGUCACAGGUGAUUGAGUUGCGCGAGUGGGCUUCUCAGGUCUUUGAUCGGACUCCGGCUUCUUCUGCUAGGGCUGGUCCUACUUCUGCCGUUACCGAUCCGCAGGAGCAGGUGCGUACUCUUUCUGCUGGUGUUAUGGUUCGGCUUGGCGAGGUUAUCGAGCGGUAUCAGGGGCGGCUGAUGGGUGUUCAUUCUGGGUUCAACUACUAG
Penicillium arizonense is the source of this 3165-nucleotide messenger RNA. Its product is annotated as telomere length regulation TEL2 family protein. Gene Ontology annotation, molecular function: telomeric repeat DNA binding; Hsp90 protein binding. Gene Ontology annotation, biological process: protein stabilization; telomere maintenance via telomerase. NCBI's taxonomy places the organism in Eukaryota, Fungi, Ascomycota, Eurotiomycetes, Eurotiales, Aspergillaceae. The coding region runs from base 1 to 3165 and encodes 1054 amino acids. The transcript has 6 exons. The record is from RefSeq and is a predicted model, not a curated record. Gene Ontology annotation, cellular component: cytosol.